Vespa crabro (European hornet) is the source of this 3416-nucleotide messenger RNA. RefSeq names its product zinc transporter ZIP1-like. Bases 867 to 2495 code for a protein of 542 amino acids. The record is from RefSeq and is a predicted model, not a curated record. NCBI's taxonomy places the organism in Eukaryota, Metazoa, Arthropoda, Insecta, Hymenoptera, Vespidae. Gene Ontology annotation, molecular function: zinc ion transmembrane transporter activity. The transcript is spliced from 4 exons. Gene Ontology annotation, cellular component: plasma membrane. Gene Ontology annotation, biological process: zinc ion transmembrane transport.
CAAAAAACACAUUGAAAUAAUUUCAUGCUAAGUUGAAUAUAUUAAGGAGACCUGUUCAUUUAACAAAUAAUAUUAUUGACUCACCCUGUACAUGGAUAAAGGAAAAUAGAGGGGAGAGUUCGUAUACACGUAAUACGAAUGCAUCGGGAACUCAGUAGAGAAUGAGAGAAAGAGACGGUAAGAGAGAGAAGGUGGCGGAUAAAGCGAGAAUGUAGAGGGGAUAGUUAGAGUUAGAGCGGGGAGAGAAGAAAGAGAGGGGGGCAGGAAACGGUUCGGUGGGACUAUGUAAGAUGCGAGGGGAUACGAAUGACCAACGAAGUCCCUAUCCAGACCCUGAGUGUCCGGUUCGACGCCGUGCCGCGUGGAACUAUUUACGUUUCUUCGUGAACAGGACGAGUUGGACUGAGCAUCGUUGUUUAAUAUUAUUACUAUUAUUGUUGUUACUAUUACUAAAUACGGUCCAGUUAAAUAUUAACGUUGCGUUUAGCACGACGAGUGCUUUGGGUGAAAGUGGGUAGCCGUUGUAGUUCGCGGAAUACUCUCGAUUGUAUUUGCAAUCGUGUUCACAAUUCGAGACAGCUAACAUCUGUGUAAUAAUAUACAGGAAGGAAGAGUGUCAUUUUCGGGAGAACGAUUCGUCUCAAAAGUUACGAUAAUAAGUGUUUAACUAUCGACAAUGUGUUCGACGUGAAAUAUUUCAUUUUUAAUAUAUUAUGGUAAGUGAAAGAUAAUGAUAUACCGAAAAAAAUAACGGCAGAUAUUAGAUGCAAUCCAGACGCGACAUUCGCUGAAGUUUCUAUCUCAUCUUUUUCGAGUCGCGAAGGAAAAAAACAAGGAAAAAAAAACAAAAAAAAAAAAAAAGAAAAAUGGAAGAGACCACGACUACAACGUCUUCGAUUCUUUUGAUGGCAAAAAUCGGUGCCAUGAUCGGUCUUGGAUUUGGAUCGUUUAUAUUGGGUAUGUUACCUCUGAUGGUUGGACGAUGCAGAACGAAAUUUCGUCAAAAACGAUGUCACGGCAUUUCCAAUAACUCAAGUAACUCAACUUCAACUUCGGCAUCGCAAACAUCUUCCUUCGUCGAUAACUCAGCAAAUUCGCAAGGCCUUUUGACGUCACUGUUGCUCUGCUUCGGAGGAGGAGUCCUUCUUUUCACAACGUUCCUACACCUAGCACCGGAGGUACGGCUCAGCGUUGAGAGACAUCAAUCAAAUGGACAGCUACCAACAUUGGGAACUUUAAGUUUAUCGGAGUUACUCUUUUGUGGAGGAUUUUUCUUGGUUUAUUUGGUCGAGGAAGCUGUGCAUGCAGCGUUAACAGGAAAACCAGAAUCCUCGGAGGCUUUACUUUACAGGACAGUAUCAGUACGUCGUUGUAACAAUCAAAAUGGUGUAACAACAUCCGCAACGAAUGGUUCAACGACUACCGUAUCAACAAUGACUAGAUCAUCCACUUGGAAAGACGAUACCGAAGAAUUGAGACAAGAUGAUGAAAAUUUGAAUCGACGAUCGAGACAGCAUCGAUUACAAGAUACCUGUGGUGUUAAGGAUGACAAAGUAUUGCCAGCCAUAUUUGUACUUUCAUCGUCAGCUGGAUUAUCAGCACAGAUUGGAGAUCAAGGGGAUAAUGUUAUCAGACAGCAUCAAUCUGAUCCUGAAUUAGUUGCAUAUUCAUCGCGUGAACAUCACGAGCAUAAACAUUCGAUUAUAAAGAAAAAGACAUCUGUUCAAGGUUUAUUAACAGUUUUGGCACUCUCUUUUCAUGCCAUCUUCGAAGGACUUGCCGUAGGCUUAGAACCUUCCUUGGGUUCUGUUGUUUAUCUUGCUGCCGCGAUUGCCACUCAUAAAUUGGUAAUAUCCUUUUGCGUUGGUAUGGAACUUUAUGUUGCCGGUGCAUCAACCAGGACGACUUUAGGAUAUUUAACAGUUUUCUCGAUGGUAACACCGAUCGGUAUAGCAGUUGGAUUAGCUCUUGGUCAUUUCAAAAAUGACAGUGAUACUCUCGGUCCAACGCCGACUAUACUUCAAGGAAUGGCAGCUGGAACUUUACUCUACGUUGUAUUUUUCGAAGUUUUGGCACGAGAAAGAGCCAACGAGAAGAGUGGUCUCCUACAAUUGCUCGCUAUUAUUGUUGGAUUUAUGCUGAUGCUGGGUCUACAGAUUGCCACGGCCCAUUCGCAUUCGCAUUCGCAUUCGCAUUCUCAUUCACACUUGCACGAACAUUCGCAUUCUCACGAACACGAGGAUGAAGACGAGAAUAAAGAUAUUAUUCACGAGCAAGGAUUUGAAAGGAAAUCGAAACAUUUGGACGAGACAAGCACGGAAAGGGUUGUAAGUGAUGCAAUAGAAAGGGUCACGCAGAAUAUUGUCGAUGUACUUUCGAAAAGUUUGGCCACCUCAACGAGUCCUCAAAAGCACCACGAGCAUUUACAUGAAAAUUAUACUUUACACGAUACCACCAGAGAUACUUUAAUAUCAUCGACGAAUCGUACGAAAUGAAUUUAAUAAAAAUAUAUACGUUUAAUUGAAGGAAAAAUAAAUUGUUUCGAUCUCUUCGAAUAAAAUGAUCGAUUACUCAGAAAAGAGGUAUUAUCAUCGUUAUACAAAGGAUCGUCGAAGAAUAUUGAACAAUUUUUUAUGAAGAUUUGUAAAACUCAUUAAAGACGAAGCUAUGUAUGUAUGUAUGUACGGAUGUAUACAUAUAUAUAUAUAUAUAUAUAUAUGUGUGUGUGUGUAUAUAUGUAUAUAUAUAUAUAUAUGUGUGUGUGUGUGUGUGUGUGUGUUUAUAUGAAAGAAACAUGAAAAAAAAAGUGCUCGAAAAAAUUUCUUGCCAAUAUUGAAAGUUCGAUUAACAAAUGAUUUUUUUCACCAUAUAGGCCCAUAAUAAUACUCCUUUUUCAAGCCAAUACAUAACUGCGCAUUCCUAGUCUUUCAUGGAUUUUGAAUUAUUCGUACGAGUAAUGUAAUACAGAAGUUGGACAUUUUCGGUAUAAUUAAUAUUUCAUUUGUUUAACUCUAAAGUUAUUAUCGUAAUUUCGAAUCCAUUUUACUAACUCAUCGAAUCCGUCGGUAAUUUAUCGGUUGGUAAGUUGUAUUAAUACAUUAUGUGUAUUUUAUAUAUGCGUAUUAUGAAAAUUUAUAGAAAUCAUCACUAAUGCUCAAUUAAUACGGGUAUAUAUAUAUACAUACAUAUAUAUAUAUAUAUAUAUAUAUAUAUAUAUAAUAUGGACCAAUUUGCGUUGGAAGUAAAAUAUAUAAUAAGAAAUUAAUUUUUUUAAACGUGUACGUGUUGCACAAAGGAUUUGUAAAAUAAGAAUAUGUAAGAUAUGUAAAGACCGUCUUUAAGAUUAAAAAUGGCGCGCUAUUCAAACGAGUUUCGUAUGUCUUUUUGUAAUAAAAUAAACUACAUGAUAAUGAGAA